AUGUUUCAUGUAUUUUUCGGUAACCACUUUCACAGGCUGUUCACCUUUUUUUCACAACACUAUGCUGAUUUUUUAAUUGAUGUUUCCAAGGUUUCUGUGUCAAAAUUUGCUGCUAUUUUUGGUCCCAGCCAUUUAGUCUACAACAUACACCUCUUCUCCCAUUUAUUCAAUUUCGUCAAGCUUUAUGGUUGCUUGGAUCGUUUUUCCUGUUUUCCCUAUGAAUCGGAGCUGGGACAUUUGAAGCAUUACAUACAUGGGCCAAAACCACCAGCUGUUCAGCUUUAUCGCCGACUGGCCGAGCGUGUGGGAUUGGAUGCUGUCGAAAGGAAGAUAUUUUUGGAUGAUGUUGGUUUGCGACUGAGGCCAUCAGCCACUUCUGGAUGUCACAGGUUUAUUCAUAGGGAUGUCGUGUUUUCGAAAAACUUUCCCGACAACUGCAUUUUGCUUGAUGGUCAACCAACUGUCAUUGUAGAUUUUUCUGGAGAUACUAUUGAGUAUCAGAAAUUCAAAACUGUUCUCCCGCUUUACACUCACGUAUUGAUAUCGACAGACGUUUUAGUUUUGCAAUGCUCUGACUUACAACACACUCGGUUGUUUGCAUCAGUCGACCAAAUAUCUUCUGCAGAGACACUCGUAUGUACUUCCCCAUUUUGCAUACCCUUAUCGAUCAAGCAAAACGAUGAACGGCUGGUACGUCAAUCCAGGCGCAAACAGUAUGUUGAUCAAUCGUAUUACGAUGGUUGCAGUACAAAGAAACGGCUGUCUGAAUUUACAGACGGGUCGGAUCGUAAUUCUAGUGGUGACAUCACUUUGUCUGCAAACAUAGUCGUAAGCCCACCAAGUCCACAAAUACCACGUACCAAUCCGACUGCCGCAAUUAGUGGAUCAUUCCUGUUCAAGAAGCGCCAAAGGUCCCUGGUGAUGCCCUGA
This is a messenger RNA of Opisthorchis viverrini, 930 nucleotides long. RefSeq lists its product as hypothetical. The record is from RefSeq and is a predicted model, not a curated record. NCBI's taxonomy places the organism in Eukaryota, Metazoa, Platyhelminthes, Trematoda, Opisthorchiida, Opisthorchiidae. The transcript is spliced from 3 exons. The coding region runs from base 1 to 930 and encodes 309 amino acids.